UAAAGGGGUGACGUCAGACAACAUGUUUGCCCUGCGUACUGACCUACUUUUGCUCCAUAAUAUAGCCUAAUCUGCAGUCUACAGCUCUCCGGAAGGAAUGGCUAGGAAAAAAAGAACCUUGAUUUGCCAGAGAAAGAAAUAUCAUUAUAAAAAGAGGAAGAUAACAGAAGAAAAUUGCCAGGUUAAAAAAGGAAUCCUUCAGGAACAUGGAUAUAGUGCGCCACAAGGACUUCAAACUGUUGUAGAAAUGGAGAAGUCGGACCCACAGGGAGGCUGGAAUUAUCAAUGUAGUGUUCCCAGUCAAAUAAUCAAACAAGAAAAGGAUGAAUGUGAUGCACAGGUAGACGGAGAACAUGUAAAUAAUGUCCCAGAAGAACUAGAAGAAAGAGUGAAAUGUGAAUCCCAAGUAAACUGGUACACCCUCACAACAACUGAAUUACAGACUAAUGAAGAAUCUACCGAUACUGAAUUCAACCAUGUUCAACUCUCUCAGCCAAGUGUCGAGAUAGAGACCAAAGUCACUCCACUACAAAUCCUUUAUGACAACCUGCAUGGAAGUGAUUUCCUUAAAAUGCUUUACUUUUUAGACUUUAAUGAUGAUGCUAUAAAUAUCAUAGAAAUGUACCGCAGUUCUCCAGCGAGAACGGGUGUCAAACUUUCCGUCCUUAUCGAUACAGAGUUUCAUGCCCGUCUUUUUGUGCACAGGAGAGAAUUGUCAAAAACUCAUCCAUGCUGGGUUGGUAUGCCCAGUGAGUUUUCAACAGUGACCUUGGUAGAAGACCUAAUGAGAAGAAUAAGUUCGUUUUCUGUUUGUUUUGGAAAUCCUGAUGAGGAAUUUCAUAGCAUUGUGCCAGUGGACGGUUCCGUCAAGAGUGGGGUUACCACGGGUAAUAAUGACAUAGUGGCUUUCCGAGAAGGAGAUUUUUGUGCCAUCUUGGGGGAUGUUUCAUAUAGCUCGUGCAUCCGGUCUGUAAACUGCCCUUUACUGGUGCAAAAUAGCAGGUGCAAGCCUUGCCAAAGAAUUCGUCAUAAGCUCAGAAUGAGAAAAUCAAGAGAGACAGAGAGAGCUAUGAAUGCGAAAGAUAAAAAUUAUCUGAACAGCACUGAUUCCCAUAAAAUAAUGAGUAGGACGGAGUUGAUCGCUAAGUUAGAACAGCAGAGAAAGAAAAUAAAAUCAUUGUCCAGUGAAGUAGAGAAACUGAAGAAAACGUGCAACAAUGGAAGAGUGUGAAAUAUUUCAGAAAAGGACCUGAAUAAUAUUUUUAUAGCCCACCCUGUGCGCCCCUUAUUGAAUUCAAAGCAGACUUUCAUUUAAAAAGUUUUUUGUAUUGAUUGAACUUCAGUAUCCAUAGAUGCUCAGUAGAAGAAGCAAACUUGAACAAAAUUUUAUAGUUGAUAUAAUCUGGGACAUUGCAAAGCUAUAUUUUUCUUCAAAAGUCAAUGAUGCAUUGAUUGAAAGCCUUUCUUAUUUUAAAAGAUACAUUUUUAACAGCUAAUGAGUGAGAGAUGUAAUUAUGCCAUAAGUCAUAUCCUGUGUCUUUCUAUCGCAUGCAGCCAUGAUGCAGGUGUAACGUACAUGUUGUUCCAAAGUUGUACCUUUGUCUGAGUAAUGCUAUAAAAAGAUCAUUUUAUAUUACACAUGUACCAUAUG
Messenger RNA from Saccostrea cuccullata (small rock oyster), 1651 nucleotides. RefSeq lists its product as uncharacterized. The coding region runs from base 98 to 1231 and encodes 377 amino acids. NCBI's taxonomy places the organism in Eukaryota, Metazoa, Mollusca, Bivalvia, Ostreida, Ostreidae. The record is from RefSeq and is a predicted model, not a curated record. The transcript has 2 exons.